Molecule: messenger RNA, 1059 nt
Organism: Peromyscus eremicus (cactus mouse)
Lineage: Eukaryota; Metazoa; Chordata; Mammalia; Rodentia; Cricetidae
Gene: Asprv1
Product: aspartic peptidase retroviral like 1
Exons: 2
Coding region: 1-1059 (352 amino acids)
Biological process (GO): proteolysis
Cellular component (GO): membrane
Molecular function (GO): aspartic-type endopeptidase activity
Source: RefSeq, a predicted model, not a curated record
AUGAAUGUCAAUGUCGUGUGCUCCAACCUUGGAGCAUUGCAGGAGGACUUGGGAACAAGCAUAAGAGAGCUGGGCAUCAAAAAGGCCGUGCAGAACAAGCCCAACACAGACAGCCUGCUACUGUGCCCAGCAGCCAGCCAGACACCCUGUGUACCUGCUCCCCUCAACUUGCCCAGGCUGGGCAGGUACAAAGCCCUGUCGACAAAAGCCUUGCUAUCCAGCGUGAUUGCGCCCACACUGCUCUGCGCCUUUCUUUACUUGGCUUGUGUUACUGCUGAACUUCCAGAGGUGAGCGGAGGGAUGGCCACCGGUAGAGCCAGAAGCAAGGAAGGGCGGGAGCAUGCCUUCAUCCCAGAACCUUUCGAUGGGGCUAACGUAGCCCCCAGCCUUUGGAUGAACCGCUUUGAAGUCAUUGAUGACCUCAACCACUGGAACCAUGCCACCAAACUGCGCUUCCUGAAAGAGUCUCUCAGAGGAGAUGCCCUGGACGUCUACAAUGGACUCAAUCCCCAGGCCCAGGGCGACUACAGUAUUGUAAAGGAGGCUCUUCUGAAGGCUUUUGGGGGCUCCGGGACCACCCACGGUCAGAAACCCAGAGAAAUUCUGUUUGCCAACAGCAUGGGUAAGGGCUACUACCUUAAAGGGAAGAUUGGUCAUGUGCCUGUAAGGUUCCUGGUGGACUCUGGAGCUCAGGUGUCUGUGGUCCACCCAAGCUUGUGGGAGGAGGUCACUGAUGGUGACCUGGAUAGCCUUCGGCCUUUUGAAAAUGUGGUCAAAGUGGCCAAUGGGGCAGAGAUGAAGAUCUUGGGUGUGUGGGACACAGAAGUGACCCUGGGCAAGCUGAAGCUGAAGGCAGAGUUUCUGGUGGCCAACGCAAGUGCAGAAGAGGCCAUUAUCGGCACCGAUGUCCUGCAGGAUCACAAAGCUGUGCUGGACUUCGAACACCGCACCUGCACUCUGAAGGGGAAGAAGUUCCGCCUGCUGCCUGUUGGGGGCUCCUUGGAGGAUGAGUUUGACCUGGAGCUCAUUGAGGAGGAGCCUUCGGAGGGCUCCCAUUAA